AAGAAACAAAGACAAGAAAUAAAAUUAAAUAUAAUUAAUAAUAUAUUAACUAAAAGAUAUAAUAAAAAUGAAAAAGAAGAGAAUAACCCUCGUUAUCUGUUAAAGGAAACCCUUUUUAACAAAUAACUUAGCACGAACAUGCAAUACAUCGCUGCUUAUAUUCUUUGCACUAUUGGACAUGAAAACGCUGAAGAAGCUAAAGUCAAGGAAAUCCUUACUGCUGCUGGUGCUGAAAUCGAUGAAGCUAAAAUCAAACAAGUUUUUGAUGCCAUGAACGGUAAGAAUGUUUGGGAAGUUAUUGAAGCUGGAAAGAAACAAAUGGGAUCAAUGGCUGUUGCCGCUGCUGCCCCAGCUGCUGGUGCUGCUGCUCAAACUGAAACCAAAGCUGAAGAAAAGAAAGAAGAGAAAAAAGAAGAAGAAGAAGAGGAAGACUUCGGAGGAUUUGGUGAUCUCUUCUAAGCGUUGCAUAACUCGUUGCUGAGUAAUCAUUUUUUUAUUGGUUUUUUUGUUAUUAAUAUUUUUUAUUAAAUUUAUAAAAAUAAAUGAAGCAAUAAAAAAAAUAAUUCUUUAUUAAUAAAAAAAAAAAAAAUAAAAAUUUAUUUAAAAUAAAUGAAUUCAAAUCGUUUAAAGAACGUGUGAAGCUGAUCCUGAAGCAUUCUUCAUCUUAGCUAAGAUAAUUUCUGCAGAAACAUCUUCAAGGUCUGAACACAUAUGAGUAAUAUGGAAUUGUCCAAAUUGAUCUUGAAUUGAACUAAGUUGCAUUCCAACACCAGCCUUUUGAAGUCUUGGAGAUUUAUCACCAAUGAAUUCAAUGAAAGCAAAUUUAACACAAAUAGAAUCAUCAAUUUUAUCAAAAUCUCUAGCAAAUGCAAAGUAAAUUCCAGUAUCUUUGAAAAGUGUUUUCAAUUCAUCAACUCCUCCUUCACCAGAACCAGCAAUAACGAGUUUUUUACUCUUUGGUCCUUCAUAAGUUAAACAAAUCCAAUUAGUCUUUUCAUUUUCAUUACGAAUUUUAGACAUAAUUUCUUGGAAUUUCUCUUUUUCAACAAUUUCUAC
Molecule: messenger RNA, 1056 nt
Organism: Entamoeba histolytica HM-1:IMSS
Lineage: Eukaryota; Evosea; Mastigamoebida; Endamoebidae
Product: 60S acidic ribosomal protein P2, putative
Exons: 1
Coding region: 139-459 (106 amino acids)
Biological process (GO): cytoplasmic translational elongation
Cellular component (GO): cytosolic large ribosomal subunit; ribosome
Molecular function (GO): structural constituent of ribosome
Source: RefSeq, a predicted model, not a curated record